This is a messenger RNA of Emiliania huxleyi CCMP1516, 594 nucleotides long. RefSeq lists its product as hypothetical. The annotation marks the transcript as partial. The transcript is spliced from 2 exons. NCBI's taxonomy places the organism in Eukaryota, Haptophyta, Isochrysidales, Noelaerhabdaceae. The record is from RefSeq and is a predicted model, not a curated record. Gene Ontology annotation, molecular function: oxidoreductase activity, acting on the CH-OH group of donors, NAD or NADP as acceptor.
AUGCCGAACUUGUCGCCAGCGUCUGGAGCAGUGCUUGUCACCGGCGCGAGCGGGCUGGUCGGCGGCCAUGUGUGCAGCCUGCUGUGCAAGAGUGGUUACUCGGUGCGCGCGGCAGUCCGUGACACCUCGGCCGACAAGGUCAAAUUUCUAGAGAAGAUGGGCUGCUCGCUCGUGCGUGUGCCAGACCUCCUGAGCGACGAGGGCUGGUUGGCCGCAAUGGACGGGUGCGUCGGACUCAUGCACGUCGCAUCGCCCGUGCAGCUUCCGGGCGAUGGAGCAUUGUCCGACGACCAGAUUAUUGAGCAGGCUGUGUCCGGCACCGAGCGUGCUCUUCGCUUUGCAGCCGCGUCGGGCUCUGUGCAACGUGUCGUCGUAACGGCGACGAUGGCUUCGGCCGACAAGAAUGACAACCCGGAAACCGGCUACAGCAAGUCGAAGACGGCGGCGGAGGCCAAGGUUUGGGAGCUGGCCGAGGCGCACAAGGAAAAGUUCAGCGUCACGACUGUCCACCCCGCCGUCGUCCUCGGCCCGGUGCUCGAGGGCCAGAGCGUGUCGUCGACGAUGGGCUACCUGAAGAUGAUGCUCAGCGGCAAG